Nannospalax galili (Upper Galilee mountains blind mole rat) is the source of this 3346-nucleotide messenger RNA. It is a transcript of the gene Eln, whose product is annotated as elastin. The coding region runs from base 77 to 2392 and encodes 771 amino acids. The transcript has 37 exons. The record is from RefSeq and is a predicted model, not a curated record. Lineage: Eukaryota; Metazoa; Chordata; Mammalia; Rodentia; Spalacidae. Gene Ontology annotation, molecular function: extracellular matrix structural constituent.
GCAGCCGACCAGGCAGCAAUUACGCUUUGGGGAUAAAACGAGGCGCAGAGAGCAGGCUGGGGCAGUCCUCCCCGAGAUGGCGGGUCUGACAGCGGCGAUCCCGCAGCCCAGCAUCUUGCUGAUUUCCCUGUUGAACCUCCUUCAUCCCGCACAGCCUGGAGGGGUCCCAGGGGCUGUGCCUGGUGGAGUUCCCGGUGGAGUCUAUUAUCCAGGGGCUGCUGGUCUUGGAGGACUAGGAGCAGGUCUUGGAGCUGGGGGAAAACCGCCUAAACCAGGUGCUGGACUUCUGGGGGCGUUUGGAGGUCCUGGAGGACUCGCAGGUGCUGGCCUUGGGGCAGGUCUCGGGGCAUAUCCUGUGGUGCCCGGAGGAGCGGCGGGGGCUGCUGCGGCUUAUAAAGCUGCUGCCAAGGCUGGUACUGGGCUUGGAGUUGGUGGAAUCCCUGGUGGUGUCGGAGUUGGUGGCAUCGGGGGUGUCGGUGGCUUAGGGGUAUCAACAGGUGCUGUGGUGCCCCAAGUCGGAGCUGGAGUAGGAGUUGGAGCUGGAGGAAAACCUGGGAAAGUGCCUGGUGUGGGCCUUCCAGGGGUCUACCCAGGCGGAGUGCUUCCAGGCACAGGAACUCGGUUCCCUGGUGUUGGGGUGCUUCCUGGAGUUCCCACUGGCACAGGAGUCAAGCCCAAGGCCCCAGGUGCAGGUGGUGCUUUUGCUGGAAUCCCAGGGGUUGGACCCUUUGGGGGCCAGCAGCCUGGUGUCCCUCUUGGUUACCCCAUCAAAGCACCCAAGCUGCCAGGUGGCUAUGGACUGCCCUACACCAAUGGGAAAUUGCCCUAUGGAGUGGCUGGUGCAGGGGGAAAAGCUGGCUAUCCAACAGGGACAGGGGUCGGUUCUCAGGCAGCAGCUGCAGCAGCUAAAGCAGCUAAGUAUGGUGCUGGAGGAGCUGGGGUCCUCCCUGGUGUUGGAGGAGGCGGCAUUCCUGGUGGCGCAGGUGCAGUUCCUGGAAUUGGAGGCAUUGCAGGGCCUGGGACUCCCGCAGCAGCAGCAGCAGCAGCAGCAGCAGCAGCAGCAGCAGCAAAGGCUGCCAAGUACGGAGCUCCUGGAGGCUUAGUGCCUGGUGGACCAGGAGUUAGAGUCCCAGGUGUUGGGAUCCCAGGUGUUGGUGGGCUCCCAGGUGUUGGUGGGCUCCCAGGUGUUGGAGUCCCAGGUGUUGCAGGCCCAGGCAUUGUGGGUGGACCAGGGGCUGUGUCACCAGCUGCAGCUGCUAAAGCAGCAGCCAAAGCUGCCAAAUAUGGAGCCAGAGCUGGAGUUGGUGUUGGAGGCAUUCCAACUUAUGGAGUUGGUGCUGGGGGCUUUCCUGGCUAUGGUGUUGGAGCUGGAGUUGGAGGUGUCCCUGGAGCUGGAGUUGGAGGUGUCCCUGGAGCUGGUCUUACCCCUGCGGGCCAAGCAGCCGCUGCUGCCAAAGCUGCCAAGUAUGGAGCUGGAGCCCUGGGAGGCCUGGUGCCAGGUGUAGUACCCGGAGCAAUUCCAGGUGUGCCAGGCACUGGAGGAGUGCCAGGAGCAGGGACUCCAGCAGCUGCAGCAGCAGCUGCAGCUGCCAAAGCAGCUGCCAAAGCAGGCCAGUAUGGGCUGGGUCCUGGUGUUGGCCAGGUUCCUGGUGGAGUUGUCCCUGGUGGUAUUGUUCCUGGUAUUGGAGUUGAUCCUGCUACCGGCAUUGUUCCUGGUGGGAUUAUAGGAGCAGGGACACCAGCUGCAGCCAAAUCGGCUGCUAAGGCAGCUGCUAAAGCCCAGUACCGAGCCGCUGCCGGCCUUGGGGCUGGUGUUCCUGGAUUUGGGGUUGGUGCCGGUGUCCCUGGAUAUGGAGUUGGAGCUGGUGUCCCUGGAUUUGGGGCUGGAGCAGUACCCGGAUCCCUGGCAGCAGCAAAAGCAGCUAAAUAUGGUGCUGGUGGCCUCGGAGUGCCUGGGGGUCUUGGCGGAGUUGGUGUUCCUGGUGGUGUCGCAGGAGCUGCACCUGCUGCUGCCAAAGCUGCUGCCAAAGCUGCUGCCAAAGCUGCUCAAUAUGGUGGAGUUGGUGUGGGUGGACUGGGAGCUGGAGGCCUCGGGGCUGGAGUGAUCCCUGGUGCUACGGGUCUUGGAGGUGUGUCCCCAGCUGCAGCUGCUAAAGCAGCCAAGUAUGGUGCUGCUGGUCUAGGAGGUGUCCUAGGAGCUGCCAGGCCAUUCCUAGGUGGAGGAGUGGCGGACAGACCUGGCUUUGGACUGUCUCCAAUUUACCCAGGUGGUGGAGCUGGAGGCCUGGGAGUUGGUGGAAAACCCCCAAAGUCCUAUGGAGGAGCCCUUGGAGCCCUGGGAUACCAAGGUGCGGGCUGCUUCGGGAAAUCUUGUGGCCGGAAGAGAAAGUGAUCUUCUGGGGACCCCUGACUUGCGACCUCAUCAAAGUUGGUGCUACUGCUUCAUGGAGAAUGUAAACCUUCUAUGACCACCCCCACUCCCACCCCGGACUCCAUUCCCCUGACCCCCAUCCGGAAGGGGACGGCAAGCCAGCUGCCUUGGAAACCCACAAGACAAGGAAAUGAAACAGCAGCAGCCACGUACCCCCUAACCGGAAAGACCCCCCAUAUCAAAGGCCAAGGCGGGUGCCCCAUCCCUUCCCACCCAGGAGCUCCCCCCACCCCAAACACAGUCUCCAUCUCCAAGGGAAAUCGGUGCUACACGUUGGUGCUUCUUCCUCCUGGGGGGAGGGAGGAGGGAAGGGCAGCUCAUGGGGACCCCCAUUUUCUGGAGCCCCUCUCUUAAGAUGGUGCACAUGUUUGAUGGGCAGUCACACCUCCCCCUGCCCACCAGGAGCCAUCCGUGGCUGUGUUCCGUUGGUACCCAAGUACCGGAAGCCUUGAUGCUGGAUUCGGUCACAGGGUCCCUCUCCCUUAGGGUCCCUUCCUUUACCAAUAGCUGUCCCCCACAUCAGGGGCAUCUUGGAAUCAUAAGUCUUCCCCUACACUGGGAAUAGCUUCCUUGUUCUUGUGGAAUCCACCUGGGCAUCCGUUCAUCCAUCCGUCUGUCCUGAUUCCCAGCUGACUGCCUGUACCAUUAGCUGGCAGGGUAUACCCACCAUCAACCUGAUUCACCCGUCAUGGCAGCCUGUACCCUGCUCCCACCCCCACCACACACCCCCAAUGUUGGUCCGGGGUGCAAGAGGUUGUGGGGGCUGGGGCAGGACUCUCCUCCCCACAUGCAGUACUGUAUCCCCUGUCCCUCCCUGGAGCCACUUAUUACAGAACACGUCUCACUCCCUGACCCUGCCCACCUCUUUGUGUCUCGCUGUGAUAGAUCAAUAAAUAUUUUAUUUUUUGUCCUGGA